AACGAUCACAAGACUUCAUUGUUCAAUGUAAACUGCUUCAAGGGUCACAGCUCACUUGUUGUUGACGACAUCAUGGACCUUACAACUUUGUUUUACAAUCUUCGUGAAGAAGUGUCUUUUUCGGUGUGUUCGGACUUAUUUACGGAUCCUAAACACCUCUCCUGUCUGCACAGUUUCUGCUUAAAGUGUUUGAAACGAUGGUACGAAACGUGCGGGGGCGGAGACGCCAUUAGAUGUCCGAAGUGCCAAACCUUCAGUCAAGUUCCCGCAAGCGGUGAUCUUAAAGAUCUUCCAACCAGCUUUUACCUUAACGGCUUGAUCGAUGUUCUCGCCAUUAAAGAAUGCAGCAAGACUCAAGUGACAUGCGGAAACUGCGACAAGAAGAGCUCAGAAGCUUCGUAUUGUUUCCAGUGUUGCAUAUUUUAUUGCGAAGAAUGCUUACUCGGUCAUAACAUCAUGCGAGACAAGAAGGAACACCGCGUUUUGGACGUGAAAGAGUUCCAAGACAGGGACUAUGAAGAUGUGUUAAAGCGACCAGUAUUUUGUGCAAGACAAGGACACCAGAAAGAAGAGCUGAAAUUAUUUUGCAAGGAAUGUGAUACGGCAGUUUGCCAAACUUGCGUCAUGCUAGAUCACAAAGUUCAUAAGUUAACGCUGAUCGAGGAAGAAGCUGCGAAUCAAAGACUCGAGAUAAAAACUGUUAUCGAAACACAACGACACAACUUAAACGAAAAACUGAACGUUGUCACUAAGCUAGACGAAGAUUAUGCUAAAGUGAUUCAACAGAACGAAACUUUGAAGGGCGAUGUCCAAAGGUCUGCUGAUGGGUUGAUAAAAACAAUUCAAGCAAAAAUGCAAAAUGUUAUUGACGCGAUGGAAAACCAAACGAAGAAAUCUCUUGAAAGAUUAACAGCAAAAAGAGGUGAGAUUCACCAACAGAUAAAUGUUAUUAAAUCAUCGCUGGAGGAAGCUGAUAAACUUCUAAAACGAAGCACCACCACGGAAGUCGUUCAGCUUAAAAAAACACUGCAAACAAUCUUUCAGCGAGUGGAUGAGACAGAGCCUUUUGUUCAUGACCCCAGCAGUCUGAAAGAGUUUGUUUUCGUAGAAAAUCAGAAGAUGAUUGAUGUCGUCAACGGUGAAGAAAUUGGAUUCUUGAAAGAACGGUACCGAACAAAAGCAAAAGAAUCACUGGCUGAUGGUGAAGGACUGAAAGAAGGAACUGUAGCACGUAAAGCUCAAUUCAAUUUGAUCACAAGAAACGCAGAGAGAAAGCAGGGGAAAGAUGAGAAGGACCGUGUCACGGUAGAGUUUAAGGACGAGCAAGGACAAGAAUGCGUGACGGAAGUAAGAAUAGAUGAUAACAAAGAUGGAAUCUACAACAUCAGUUAUUUUCCCAGAGUUCAGGGGACAAUAAAGUUAUUAGUUAAGGUAAACGGGGAACAUAUUUCUUGUAGUCCUUUUGCAGUGAUUGUAAAACCAUUUCAACUCAAAUCUGUUUUAUGUAUUGGAAAGAAAGGCUGUGGUGAAGGACUGUUAAAUGAACCUAUGGGGGUGGCAGUGACUGCUAAAGAUGAAGUAGUAGUAGCUGACAACCAGAACCAUCGGGUUCAAGUGUUUGAAAGUAAUGGUACUUUCUUAAGAUCCUUUGGUCAUAAAGGUGAAAAUGCUGGAGAGUUUAAGAAUCCUACAGGAAUUGCCAUUAAUAAGAAUAGAAAUAUUCUUGUAUCAGAGUAUAUUAACCAUAGGGUACAGAUCUUAAGUUGGGAGGGGAGGCAUCUGGGUUCAUUUGGCGGCAAAGGAAACCUUGAUAAUCAGCUCCUUAACCCUUAUGGUUUAUCCUUAGAUAGUACUGAUAAUAUUAUUGUUGCUGAUACAGGUAACCAACUGAUUAAGAUCUUUACCUUGGAUGGAAAGUUUGUAAUGAAGAUAGGUGGGCAGGGUGCUUUUAGUUUUCCUGUUCACUGUGUUCAGUGUGGUGAAUAUUUUAUAGUGUCAGACUUAGGUGAACAUUGUAUCAAAGUAUUUAACAGGGAGGGACAUUUUCAGUACAAGUUUGGUAAGCAUGGGAAAGGGGACGGGGAGUUAAAUGAUCCACGUUUUCUGUCAGUGACUCAGUCAAAGCACCUGUUGGUUUGUGAUCAAGGUAAUCAUAGAAUACAAGUCUUUGAACUGGAUGGGAAGUUUGUUGGAAAAUUCGGUAAAAAUGGCAGCAAAUUAGGAGAAUUUAAUAAUCCAUUCUCAGUAGCUGUUCUAAGUAAUGACCAAAUUGUGGUGUCUGAUCGCAAACAUAAUCGAAUUGAAAUAUUUGAAUGACAUCUUACCAGUUUUCUCAAGAAUUAUGACAAGCAUCACCAGUAGUCUUGUUCUUAUUUCUAAGUGUAGUAGGAUUACGACAUUACAAUCGUUAUUUUUCAAUUUCUUAGAAUCAAACGUUUUGUUAAGGUGCCUAUCACUUAAAAUGUUUUAUUUUCCUAUCUGAAACUACAACUUAUUAACAUAACUUCUGCGAAAAAAUUUUGCGAUUUGAACCAAAGACGAUUUUUUUAUAAUUUUUUAAAAACGUUCAAAUUUGCCGCCAUUUUGGCACACCAUUCGACUUAGUCUUCUUUCGGGGUAUGACGUACUUUAAGGAACACGUGACUUUAUCGACAGGAAAACAUUAAAAGUUCUGGUAGGUUUUUCUGUUUCAGAAAAACUUUCUUCUUGCGAAGACAUUGUGAUUCAAUCCUUACUUGUAAUUGAUCUUUUUUGUGUACAGCUGGUGAAGGAAAGGUAAUGCGAGUUCCUUAAUUUACGUCACAUGACGUCAUGUAUGAGUCUGCUAGUUUGCGUGAUCAGCGGCGCGGGUGUACCGCAAAAAUGUGGACUUCAAAAAUUGGUUAAAAAAUCGCGUUUUGUUGAAAUGGCAAAAUUUUUUCCAGAAGUUAUUUUAAUAAGGUAUAGUUUCAGAUAAGAAAAUAUAAAAUUUUCGGUGAUGGGCACUUUAAGUUUAGGUCAGUUUAUGAAUUGUUUUCUUGUAAGCAAGACAAUCAGGGUUUUCUCGCAUUCGCAUAUCAAUUAUCGCCCUUAGCGAAGGAUUACGAUGUACUUACUCGUUUUCACGUGUCCCAAGCACUGUCCUUACGCUUUGCGCUUUGCGCAUGGUAUCUCGGGAAGGAAGCUCUGUCACCAAUCACUCCACGCCUUGCGUUUUGCAUCCUUCCCAUGACGCUUGGCUCCGCAAAAUGAGCCGAACACGAAUUCAAGUAUAUUCUGUAACCAAAUAUAGACCCCAUCUUUGUCAUUGUUGGGAAAAUUUUAUUUUCACUAUCCCAUUUAGGUAACUUUCUGUUUAGGCAUCUACCUUUUAAAGCCUUUUAACUACAGUAGGUCAACCUGAAAUGAAUUGACACAUUGGUUUAACCCUUUAAGCCCUAAGAGUGAUCAGCGUCAAAUUUCUCCUUGUAAUAUCACUGCUUUAUAAAACGCAGUGGUUAUGAGAAUUGAGGACCUGACCACACAAGAUGAAUCUAAUUGAUACUUCAACAAAUUCUGCCCACUGCUUCUAUUGAAAACAUAUAGGGACAACAAAUGAGAAUUUGAAUUUUGAUAUUAGGGUCUAAAGGGUUAACUUAUGUAGAAACGUAUAACAAUAUAGAUAAGCGUAGCCACUCUGUAAUAGAAAAAAGGUCGGGAAAUAAAUAUUUUACCUCUUAAGUAACUCUAUGUGAUAUGCAGUUAUUUGUCUAAUCAUUCCACUUCAGAGAUAUUAAAUAUAAGUAAUCCAUUCUACCAUGCUUGGAACCUGACAAUGCCCAACAAUAAUGCAAAUCGCUUACUUUCCAAGCGCUAGCUAGUAAUUGUACAACUCUUUAUGUUUCAAUUUAUUCUUUAAGGCAAUCUAUUUUUCUUUUCGUUUGCAGUCGUUCCCGUAUUUCUGCUUUGGCUCGGUAGGUUGAUGUAAAAAAAAUAGUUGAGAUCAAAAUUCAUGAAAAACAGACUGGAAGUAGGAAAGGUAGACUGAGGUGUUUUUAAAAAAGAUUAGCUCCUUUUGAGUGCGUCCUGCGAUUAAUUAUCUCAUUUAAUACAUCGUUUUCCUUAAGCGUUGCACGUUGAAAGCAAUCUAAAUUGUUGAACUCUUCUUUGGUACGAGAAGUGCAAUGAAAGCGCUCUAGGCCUGAUCCAUUUUUUGCGGAUUUUCACAAGAUGGUAAGUGCUUUCGUGACAUUGUAAAGGUUGUUUUUCACUGACGUAGGAGUCCUAGAGAGGGGGAGAGGGUACUCCCUUUAACGGCCUAUACGUGGAGGCUCCGCCCGAAAGGGGGUACCUUUUGUAGACUUAAGUCCAAAAGGGUGGGGAUUUCACUAGUUGUAGUAUAUGAAAGGGUAGGGAAAGCUGUUCGGUCCGUAAAAGGACCUAAAAGGGUUGACAGAAGGAUUUUGCGGCUGUGGGGGAGACAAGAAAACUUCCUGGUUUAGUGAGUGCUCCCCUCCUCCUGUCGGAGGUUAGAGUAGCAAUCGGAGAAUGUUAGUUAUUGUGAAAGAAUAAAGUAGCUGUACUUAAUUAGAGAGCGAGAAUUUUCUGUCUCUGUUGGUUUUUUGUGAACGUCAACGUUCCUGGAAACGUUUGAGCUGGCCUCCUUAACCCUUUAAGGUGGCUCGAUACAGUUUUUCAGGGCCAAUACCUCCCAAGUUUGAGCAUAAACUACGUCGCCAUAAACAAAGUUUUGGAAAAAUUGCCACCACAGUUGUAUUAGAUAAAGAUGAAAAUUUGUUAUGAUCAGGUUUGCAACGGCAUCGGAGUUGUCGUAGCAACGAAAUGACGCUAUUACCUAUUUUACUUGCAGCAGUGUAUCUCGGCACUGAGAACUGUUCUUUCAAAAUCGUUCACGAGAGCUUUUUCCUCCAAUAGCAGCCUCGAUGUUCGUGAAGUUUAAGCGAAAUCUGUAAGAGCGUUAUCGAGAUAUUUUGGGAUGAAGUUUUCAUGAUUAGAAACACAGUAAAAAAUGGACAAUAUUGUUGUUUGGCCGUUAUCUGUAGAAAAUGAAGCUCUUUUGACAUGCAAUUUCACCUGAUAGUAGUUUCAAUAUUUUUAAAAACGUGUGUGAAGGAUCAUGGAGAUAGCUCCAGCCGAUUGCUAUAGAGAAGGGUUUUAUUAGUAUGUAUCGAAGCGCUCUUGUUAGCAGUUUUGUAAGCAUUUUGGUCUUUUUUAAAAAAUUAGCGAAUAAUUUUUAAACCGCUCCACUAUGACCUUUUAGUUUCAAGAUUAUUGAUACAUUGUAAGGCAGUAAAAUAAGGGCUACAACUCGUUACUUUUUUAUCGGAAUUUCGUUAUUACAAGUGAAAGCCACUCAUUAUUCAAGGCAUUGUCUCCAAGUUUCAUUUUCACGUGAACAACAGUAACUAACAAUGCAUUUGACAUAUGCAAAAAUGCUAGCUAUUGUUAUGCGCGAAAAUAUGAAACUUGGAGACAAUACCCUGAAUAAUGAGAGGCUCACAUUUGUAAACACAAAAUUUCUGCCAAAAUAUUGGCGAAUUGUAGCCCUUAUUUUACUACCUUACAAUAUAUCAAUAAUCUUGAAACUAAAGGGUCAUAUAAAAGGAAGGUUAAUCUCAAGAAUCUUAUUUUUUUUAAAAAAAUCUAUCGAGUGGUUUAAAAAUUAUUCGCUAAUUUGUUAAAGUAGACCAAAAUGUUCAAAAACCGCUAACAAAAGCGCCUCGAUACAUACUAAUCAAAUCCUUCUUUCUAGCAAUCGGCUGGAGCUAUCUCCACGGUCUUUCACACACGUUUUUAAAAAGAUUGAAACUACUCUCAGGUGAAAUUGUAUGUCAAAAGCGCUUCAUUUUCUACAGAUAACAGCCGAACAUCAAGAUUAUCUAUUUUUUACCGUAUGCCUAACCACAAAAUCUUGAUCCCAAAAUAUCUCGAUAACGCUCUUACAGAUUUCGCUUAAACUUCACGAACAUCGAGGCGGCUAUUGGAGGAAAAAGCUCCCGUGAAUAAUUUUGGAAGAACAGUUCUCAGUGCCGAGAAUUACUUCUGUAAGUUUAAAUAGGUAAUAGCGUCAUUUCGUUGCUAUGACAACUCUGAUGUUAUUGCAACCCUGAUCAUAAAAGAUUUUCAUCUUUAUCUAAUACAACUGUGGGGGCAAUUUUUCCAAAACUUUGUUUAUGGCGACGUAGUUUAUGCUCAAACUUGGGAGGUAUUGGCCUUGAAAAACUGUAUCGAGCCACCUUAAACCCCAAUAUCCACAUACAAAUCCUCCAAACUGGUCUCUAUACAUUUUCAUAUUGAAUACGUUGAGAGAAUUUGGAAGAAGACGAAAGCAUUAGCCUGUCCCUUUGGUGCUUUUUUCAUUAAUUCUCACAACCUUAUCUCAUGAUUGUGUACUGAUAUUGUUUAGAGAAAUUUGAUGUUUGUAACUUUUGGGACUGAAAGGGUUAAUGUCUUUCACAAAUCGAUAUAUUGUUUCUGUUCCCUUUAUCAUGCUUACUACUCACAAAUUACUAGACAACGCGCAGUAUUAACAUUCAAAUUUCAUCUUUUAAAGCUGUGGUUUCACGCUCUGAUCGUGCUUUACAAGGGCUUCACAGAUUUCACUUUGUUAUUAACCAUUGUUUUGUAUUCAGGUUUUAAAAUGAUUGUCAUUUACGGUACUCACGCGCUGAAGCUGGCCCGACAGGGUGGGCCUCUAACAACAGCGUUCCGUGAUUGGUUCCUUAGAAGAUAAAAAGCUGCAAGGCUUGAUUGAAUGGUGCAUAUUUGCUACUCAGCUCAUAAUGUAUCUGAAGUAAGUCUAAUUGUGACUGGAUCUUACAAUUAUUUUCAAUCCUACCAAGAGACUUUCUGUUUAAAUUUGAAAUAUCAUCCAGUUCACGCAUUUUAUCGCAGUGAUCUUAACUCGGGGGAUUUCAUUUCUGGGAGUCAUAAACCACGAAAACAAUAACAACCCUCUCACAACGAGGCUCUUUGAUUAGUUCAUUCUCUUUUGAGAUUCCGAAACGCUAAACAUAAAGACAAUCACAAGACUUCAUUGUUCAGUGUGAACUGCUUCAAGGGUCACGGCUCACUUGUGGUUGACGACAUCAUGGACCUAACAACUUUGUUUCACAAUCUUCGUGAAGAAGUGUCAUGCUCAGUGUGUUCGGACUUAUUCACAGAUCCUAAACAACUCUCCUGUCUGCACAGUUUCUGCUUAAAGUGUUUGAAAGGAUGGUACCAAACGUGCGGGGGCGGAGACGCCAUUAGAUGUCCGAAGUGCCAAACCUUCUGCCAAGUUCCCGCAAGCUGUGAUCUUAAAGAUCUUCCAACCAGCUUUUAUUUAAACGGCUUGAUAGAUGUUCUUGCCAUUAAAGAAUGCAAAAACACUCAGGUGACAUGCGGAAACUGCGACAAGAAGAGCUCAGAAGCUUCGUAUUGUUUCCAGUGUUGCAUAUUUUAUUGCGAAGAAUGCUUACUCGGUCAUAACAUCAUGCGAGACAAGAAGGAACACCGCGUUUUGGCCGUAAAAGAGUUCCAAGACAGGGACUAUCAAGAUGUGUUAAAGCGACCAGUAUUUUGUUCAAGACAAGGACACCAGAAAGAGGAGCUGAAAUUAUUUUGCAAGGAAUGUGAGACGGCAGUUUGCCAAACUUGCGUCUUGCUAGAUCACAAAGUUCAUAAGUUAACGCUGAUCGAGGAAGAAGCUGCGAAUCAAAGACUCGAGAUAAAAACUGCUAUCGAAACACAACGACACAACUUAAACGAAAAACUGAACGUUGUCACUAAGCUAGAUGAAGAUUAUGCUAAAGUGAUUCAACGGAACGAAACUUUGAAGGGCGAUGUCCAAAGGUUUGUUUACGGGUUGAUAAAAACAAUUAAAGCAAAAAUGCAAAAUGUUAUGGACGCGAUGGAAAACCAAACGAAGAAGUCACUUGAAAGAUUAACAGCAAAAAGAGGUGAGAUUCAGCAACAGAUAAAUGUUAUUAAAUCAUCGCUGGAGCAAGCUGAUAAACUUCUAAAACGAAGCACCACCACGGAAGUCGUUCAGCUUAAAAAAACACUGCAAACAAUCUUUCAGAGAGUGGAUGAGACAGAGCCUUUUGUUCAUGACCGCAGCAGUCUGAAAGCGUUUGUUUUCGUAGAAAAUCAGAAGAUGCUUGAUGUCGUCAACGGCGAAGAAAUUGGAUUCUUGGAAGAAGGUUACCGAACAAAAGCAAGCAAAUCUCUGGCUGAAGGUGAAGGAAAGAAAGAAGGAACUGUUGGGCGUAAAGCUCAAUUCAAUUUGAUCACAAGAAACGCAGUGAGAAAAAAGGUGUAUAAUGAAGAGGACCGUGUGACGGUAGAGAUCAAGGACGAGCAUGAACAAGAAUGCGUGACGGAAUUAAGAAUAGAUGAUAACAAGGAUGGAAUCUACAACAUCAGUUAUUUUCCCAGCGUUCAAAGGACAAUAAAGUUAUUAGUUAAGGUAAACGGGGAACAUGUUUCUUGUAGUCCUUUUGCUGUGACUGUAAAACCGUUUCAAGUCAAACCUGUUUUAUCUUUUGGAAAGAAAGGCUCGGGUGAAGGAAUGUUUAAUUAUCCUAUGGGGGUGGCAGUGAGUGAUAGGGACGAAAUACUGGUAGCUGACAUUUGCAACCAUCGGGUUCAAGUGUUUGACAGUGAUGGUACUUUCUUAAGAUCCUUUGGUCAUAAAGGAGAAAAUGCUGGAGAGUUUAAGAAUCCUACAGGAAUUGCCAUUAAUAAGGAUAGAAAUAUUCUCGUGUCAGAGUGUUAUAACCACAGAGUACAGAUCUUAAGUUGGGAGGGGAGGCACCUGGGUUCAUUUGGCGGCAAAGGAUGCCUUGAUAGUCAGCUCUCUUACCCUUGGGGUUUAUCCUUAGAUAGUACUGGUAAUGUUAUUGUUGCUGAUACAGGUAACAAACUGAUUAAGAUCUUUACCCCGGAUGGAAAGUUUAUAAUGAAGAUAGGUGGACAGGGUUCUUUGAGUUAUCCUGUUCACUGUGUUCAGUGGGGUGAAUAUUUCGUAGUGUCAGACUCUAAUGAACACUGUAUCAAAGUAUUUAACAGGGAGGGGCAUUUUCAGUACAAGUUUGGUAAGACGGGGGAAGGAAACGGGGAGUUUAAUUAUCCACGUUUUCUGUCAGUGACUCAGUCAAAGAACCUGUUGGUUUGUGAUCAGAAUAAUCAUAGAAUACAAGUCUUUGAACUAGAUGGGAAGUUUGUGGGAAAAUUCGGUACAAAAGGCAGCAACUUAGGAGAAUUUAAUUAUCCAUUCUCAGUAGCUGUUCUAAGUAAUGACCAAAUUGUGGUGUCUGAUCGCAACAAUAAUCGAAUUCAAAUAUUUGAAUGA
Molecule: messenger RNA, 9313 nt
Organism: Porites lobata
Lineage: Eukaryota; Metazoa; Cnidaria; Anthozoa; Scleractinia; Poritidae
Source: the annotation of a GenBank genome assembly